Messenger RNA from Homalodisca vitripennis (glassy-winged sharpshooter), 983 nucleotides. RefSeq lists its product as uncharacterized. The record is from RefSeq and is a predicted model, not a curated record. NCBI's taxonomy places the organism in Eukaryota, Metazoa, Arthropoda, Insecta, Hemiptera, Cicadellidae. The transcript is spliced from 6 exons. Bases 68 to 946 code for a protein of 292 amino acids.
GUGGCUAGAACUCCGUCUUUGUACGGUUCCUAUUUGUGUCUCCCGAUGGCUUAAGCGGUCUGUGACGAUGAGCUUCUUCAACUCGCUUCAGCAGAUGGUGACGAGUGGGGUCGCCAACCUCACACUCAGCCCCAAGCGAUUCUCCCUGAGCAAGGAGUCGAGCGGGGAGCAGCCGCCGAGCGAGGACGGGGGCGGUGCGGGCGGCAGGUCCGCCUCCAUCCCCGGGUUCCCCAAGGUGGUGCCGCCCCCGGGGGCCUUGACUCCACCUCGACGGCGCACUCUGGACGGCCCGCGGCGUGUAGGAUCCUUCCGUCAACCCUCCUGUCAGCAGCAGCGCCCUCCCCUGGUAGCCUUCUGCCGCCGUCGACUCUCCUGGCCCGAGGUCGACCUGCAAGCCACUUCUGGUGAAAGUACUUGCAGGAUGGAUGAUCCACCCGACUUCGUGAGGCUCCUGGAGCUCGGAGGAUCAUUGGUCAUCCAGUUCCGCCUGCUAGCUAUUCUGAACCAGCCAAUUUCUGCCAGUUGGGUGCAAGAGACGGACGGCUCCUUCUUCGAGAGCUACACAGCCAUCUCUUGGAAGCUGGAGAACAGACGUCUGCUGACCAUGCAGGAACAUCGUGAGGACCAAGCCCCGCCCCCGGAGUACGCCAUAGGGAUCAAACCUCCUCCUGACAUCCGACCGCACCCCAAGGAGUUGGAGCAACUGUACAUCGAGGUACUGUACACGAUCACCAACAAAGUGGGCGCCUCUAGCGGCCAGUUCUCGCACUACCAGGAAGACCUCUACAACUACGCCCAGAAGGCCUUUAACAUUCCACAGGACCAGCAUAGGCGCUACCUCGCCAUAGCUGGGGAGGAAAAGCCGCCCAUUGUUGUCCUUAAUGUCGUGGUGCUGGAAGCAGAAAAUCUUGAAGCAAAGGACGCAAAUGGUAAGUUUACUUCUUGAGGUAGACUAGAGUUUCAAAUAGUUUAGAACAAAUGCU